Molecule: messenger RNA, 2652 nt
Organism: Capronia epimyces CBS 606.96
Lineage: Eukaryota; Fungi; Ascomycota; Eurotiomycetes; Chaetothyriales; Herpotrichiellaceae
Exons: 1
Coding region: 1-2652 (883 amino acids)
Biological process (GO): regulation of DNA-templated transcription
Molecular function (GO): DNA-binding transcription factor activity, RNA polymerase II-specific; zinc ion binding
Source: RefSeq, a predicted model, not a curated record
AUGGCUGCCUGUCCGCGUGAUACCGCCAAAGGAAUCACCAAGCCGCGUCGUCGCCAGAACCACUGUUGCGACCAAUGUCGCCGCAGCAAGCGAGCCUGUGAUGCGACCGGCCUCGGCACCGCAGAAGUCUGUUCCAAUUGCGCAAGGACCGGGAAGGUCUGCACUUUUGAGAAGCUCAGGCGUACGGUAACUCAACUAGGCUCAAGCCAGAGCAUUAAGGAGUCUUCGCCGUGGAAAAGCCCACUAAACAAUCAUGCCACCUCUGAUAGGCGGCCAACAUCAGCCCAAAUGCCCGGCUUCUCUCCCAAGGUCUUGUACAUCUCAGAACAGCCCUGCUGUGAUCAGAUAUUGUCUUGCCCGAACGAAGAUCUUUUUGAGGUCCCUUCCUAUUUCACAGCACCGAAUCACGAAGCUGCCAGUAAGGAAGUGCGUCGUGCAUCUGAAACGAGCACCUCGUGGGCCCCUCCAGCUCUUCCAACGCCGGCCGACAGCGGCCAGGGGCAACUCUAUGACACAUCGACUCUAGAUGCUGCGUCAGUCCUGAACGCCGCGGAUCUGGCUCACUUCGAUCUGUCCGAACAAGAUUUCGAAGAGACGGACAGCAUUUUCUCCAUGGGUGGUGCAAUGCACAACGACGACGGCAUAGAUCGCCUACCAGGAAACACGCCAGGCUCCGAAUGUCAUUCGUCCCGUCGGUCAUCUUCGUCCUUAGCGGACCCCUCAUCGGGUACCAUGCUCUACCGUCUGGCGGAGAAGACGAACAAGUCCUUGAUUGUGGAUAGUUUGACACGCAUAUAUCACGACACCAUGGAGAAUGCCCUGUCCUGCUGGCUGACAGAACGCACGUGUCCGUAUACUUACGAAGGUAUAGUCGAUCACCCGACCCCAGUCAGUUACAAUAUGGACGGAGAGGCAACGACGGCAUGGAAAACUCCAUUGAUCUCACGCAUCUGUCAGUUGGAUCGACCAGACUCCAUACUUCGUGAACGACCCUUGACCCCACGAGAGAAUCAAGCGGCAUCUCGUGCUCUCAAGGCUACCAUAAUGGCAUUUUCAGCCCAGUGGGCGCCGAGCACGAGUGAUCGAAUAAGCAUGACUAAUUCACUCGAUGGUACCACCAGUACUAUCAAUGACUACGCACAACGCUCGCCUACUUUCAAUCGAUCGCUCCAGCAUCGCUUGUGGAAUGAUGCGCACCGCCUCUUGCAGGAGACAGCCGGGCUUGACUCAUUUAGGGUCAUGUUCGCGCAGCUAGUGUUCUCCUUCACUCAGAAACCCCUUCCCUGCGAGGAUCAUGCAAGGAUUCGGAGGCUCCGUGCUAAGCGAGGAAGCGGUAUUUACUCCAGUCUAAAUGGUGGUGGGAUACAAAACGUCGAAGGCGACUUGGUUGUCGGAAUCACUGCAAAUUCUGCAAAGCAGGUGCAUGGCCCUCGAGACUCGGGCGAGCUCGAAGAGCUUCAGGAGCUGCUAGAUCUCCAGGGCCCCCCAAUUUAUCUUGAAAACGCGCUGAUGAGGCUCUCUGACAAAAGGGUAAGGUUGGAGCAACUCGGUGCCGGAUCACGAGCAGAGCUGGCACAUCCGGUGUCCAUCACGGACCGUAAAUCGUUCAACCUUCUGUUUUGGCUGGUGAUGAUGUGCGACACACUUGUUGCUGCUCUCCAGGGACGUUCAUUUGUGGUCUCGGACGAGGAUUCGCUCAUCCUGCGAGCCGAGGAUCCAAACCAGCCUCCUAGCUCGGUAUCUUUGGGCCUGUGCGAGGCAGAACAAUCCGUUGCUGCUUGGCCUUCUCCCCCAUUACCAGAUAAUGAUGGCCUCGAGACGACACCGUGGGGCUCGUUCUUUCUGGAGAGAGACAAGCUGACCAAAUUGAGAAUCAGCUCACCAUGGCCCUUCUCGACAGAGUAUGCGAGUGACCUCCUAAAUGACGCAACUCCCAUCAAGGUUCUUCUAUACCGCAAAGUGAAACGGCUGCGGAAUCUUCUAUUCAAAAGAGCUACAGCCAGGAGAGUCGAGGCAGGCAUCGUUGAAGCCUUGACCGUCUAUGAGCACUGGAACGCAACCUACGGCGACUUGAUGCUCAGGUGUUUGAAGCACCAUGACGAGCUUUCCCCCCGCAUCCAGUCUUGGUAUACAAUCCUCCUAGGUCACUGGCACCUUGGAGCGUUCCUGCUUUCCGAUUGUCUAGAGCAGAUUGAUCAACAUCACAAGGGAGACACCCUCUACGGCGAACUGCGACAGUCGUGCCGACUUGUCUUUGAGAUCAGGAAGACUAGCGCAUUUCAGGUGGCGGAGCUCUGUCGAGUUGGAAGACCUCGUCAUGAUUCCAGCUUUCACCAGUCUCGCGACUUCCAUACCACCCUCAGCGACGGGGCUAUCCUGACCGAGCCGUGGACGGAGAUCUUGAUUCGCUGUUUCGCAAGGAGCGCGGAUAGAUUCCUGAGGUGGCUUAGCGACUGCCAAUCGGGGCCCCUUCCUCCCUGGGUUGGACCGGAUGAUGGCGAAACCCUCUACAAGCAUUGCGUCAAUUGCAUCGGAGGGCUUUUCGAUCUCGGCCGCAAGUCAGACAUGGCAUAUCUUGCCGCACUGUCGUUCUCUGCUCGACUGCAGGAGAUCCCGAGCCCUUUGCGACAGGGUUGUCCAACGUGGAGCUGA